This is a messenger RNA of Microplitis demolitor, 1550 nucleotides long. Its product is annotated as phenoloxidase-activating factor 2. Gene Ontology annotation, molecular function: serine-type endopeptidase activity. Gene Ontology annotation, biological process: proteolysis. Lineage: Eukaryota; Metazoa; Arthropoda; Insecta; Hymenoptera; Braconidae. The record is from RefSeq and is a predicted model, not a curated record. Bases 145 to 1440 code for a protein of 431 amino acids. The transcript has 6 exons.
GUUAUUUGCGGGUCGUUCGGGCCUCGAAAUAUUUUUAGUCAAAAAAAUAUCAAUUGACAAAAGUUUAAAUAAAAUUUUAUAUUUGUAAUAAUAAAUACAAAUUAUUUUUAUAAUUAAGACGAUAAAUUUCAUCCACAAAUAACCAUGGAAUGGAAGAUAUUAUUUUGGAUAGUUUUCAUCACAGGACUGUCGUAUUCAUACCCUCAACAAAGUACUAUAGAUCCAAAUUUACUUAUUGAAAUUUUUGGUACGCCACCAUCAAAUGUCGCAGCUAAAUUCACCACAACAACAAAUCGCCCGUUUACAAAAUACGACCCGAGUGGAUUAGAUUCUUUAAUUGAUGAAGUUUUUGGCACAACAACCGAAGAAGUUAAACAUGAUCAAAAAUUACCAAACAAUCCCGAUAAAAUUCAUAAUUCGGAAAACGAAGAUUGUGAAUGUGUUAGUUACUAUCUCUGUUCAAACGGUACUAUUAUUGAAGAUGGUGUUGGAUUGAUUGACAUCAGACUGGGAGGAACUACUUGUGAAAAUUAUUUGGACGUUUGUUGCAAACAUUCAGAUAUUUUGGAUCGUGAUAAACGUCUGACAGUAAAACCAACGAAGCGUGAAGGAUGCGGGCAUCGUCAUUUCAAUGGCGUAGGUUUUAGGAUAACAGGUCACUCUGACAAUGAAGCUCAGUUUGGGGAAUUCCCUUGGAUGGUUGCAGUUUUACGUACAGACGGAAAUUCAUCAAACCAAUUAGGUGAAAAAAUAAAUCAUUUUCAAUGUGGGGGCUCUCUGAUUCAUCCACAAGCAGUUUUGACUGCUGCUCAUUGCGUUAAAGGGCGGGAUUCUUGGGAGUUGAUAAUAAGAGCAGGUGAAUGGGAUACCCAAACUCGAAGUGAACCACUUCCACAUCAAAAUCGAGAUGUUUCGAGAAUUAUUAUUCAUCCUAACUUUAAAUCUGGUAAUUUGCAUAAUGAUUUUGCAAUUCUAAUUCUGUCAAAAGCUGUAGAAUAUGCAGAGAAUGUUGAUAUUGUUUGUCUGCCGGAUAAAUAUGACGUCUUCGAUAACGCAAGAUGUGCCGCAAGUGGUUGGGGGAAAGAUGUUUUCGGUAAAGAAGGACAUUACCAAGUCAUACUCAAACGCAUUGAAUUGCCAGUAGUCAAUCACGAAGUAUGUCAAAAUUCUCUACGCACUACUCGGCUCGGAAAAUACUUUAGGUUGGACAAUAGUUUUAUAUGCGCUGGAGGCGAAAUUGGAAAAGAUACAUGCAAGGGUGAUGGAGGAAGUCCACUAGUGUGUCCACUUCGCAAUGAUCCAACUCGUUAUUCACAAGCUGGAAUCGUUUCUUGGGGCAUCGGCUGUGGUGAAGACGGAGUUCCUGGUGUUUAUGCUAAUGUUGCUUAUGCACGUGAAUGGAUUGAUGAGCAAUUAGCACAAGUUUUUACUAAACUUUAAAUUCAUUCCAGAGCAAUGUGAAAAAAAAAAGUAUAUGUUAAAUUUUAUACGACUGCAUUUAAAUAUUGCUAUAAAUUUUUGAAUUAAAAAUACAUUCAUUACAUUCCAUA